CGUCUCAGCACGUAGCUUAUGUUCUUGACUGCCAUUCGAAAGAGUAUAUUGUUUCCCGCUCUAUGAUAUUGAUAGAUAAGGUACCACCCUAGGAGGUACACAAGGAAUACCACUAGCAGCAUCAUUGCGACGUUUCUUUUUGCCGUUCUGUGUUGCACUAAGGACGGAGCAGAAGCAGAACACAAAAUCAAAAAUGGCGGCACGGGCUUCGAUACCUGUGCGCUUCCGACAUGCGUUGGCCGCGUCAGCGAUGAUGCUCGUGCACGUUGACAUCACUCCAGUCGCAGCUCGAGAAGUUGUUCGCCUAGAUGCCGACGGGAACCUAGGAGCAUUUGGGCAGCAGGAGUUUGAUGCCGAGGAAUUUUCGGACGAGGACGGUGCGACUGCGGUAGCGGAGUUUCUGCCGCAGGAUGCUGCUGGGUCCACCUCCGACGCCGCGUCGUUUCUUGCGCUGGCGCCCGCUCGCAAGGGCAUCCGGGGGAAAAUCGCGAGCGAUGCCUACAAUGCCAGUGCCAGGAACGCAACCGCAAUGGCCAUCAUCAGAUCGAUGUCGAACCACGAUUUGUAUGUCCUCGAAGGCCUGGUGCAGGGCCGGGCCACACUUCGUGCUGGCUUCGGGGCGAUGAUUACGGCUUUGGUCACGAGCUUCUGGAUGAUGCUGUACCAAGGGAUCGGUGGUCUUGCAGCUGUGCCUUUUCUUCAUUUCCUCGCCGGCGCAUCGGUAAUGGGUCCCGUUGUGAUGGGGCUCAUCGUUCUGUUUUUCCUCGGUUUCCUCUCGGUGACCCUGGGGGAGGCUUUUCGGACGUCCUUCGUUUCGUCACUGCUGUACAGCGAUCGCAUUGGGCAGGUCAUCGAGGGCGUUCCUCCUGCGGCCGCGCAUGACUCGUGGCUACCACACGCGCUGCUCCGGAAACACAUUUACCUCGCCCUGCUUCCUCUUGGCGACAUCACGCUCCAGACUUUCUCCACUCUACAAGGUCCCCAAGCACGGCUCGGCAUCACUGCGAACGAAACGGCCGGCUGGAAAGAGGGGAACGAAGGCGUCCCCGAUGCUGUCAACAUUCCGUCCAAAGAUGUAAUUCUCGUCGGGCAAGACGGCGACCAGCGAAAUCCCGUGGCGGCCUGUAGCGGUUUUCAGAUUUCUACUGGUCGCGGCGCAAACGACGGCGGCUUCCGCACGUGGCGGCUCAACUGCGAAAUUUUGCCACUGGCUAGUGCAGCACACUACGAGGGCGGAAAACUGCCGCCCUACGCCGCGGACGUCGGCAAAGUGUUCCGCCUGGAGCUCCAGCGCCGGUGGCACGCUAACGACGUGUUCGCCCGGGUUGUGCGUUCCGGAUGGCGGGACUAUUACGUGACGUUUGUCCCAACCAUCGCGUCGCCGACCCACCACACGCGUGCUGAUGGCUCCAUGAUUCCCGCCGUUUCCUUCGACAACCUCGCGGAGACCGAUCUUGAUUGGAGCAGGAAAGUGCGGUUUUCCGUCCUGACUUGGUCCCGGAUUGACACGAGCGAAGACGAAUCGCACGAAAGCACGUUGCGCCACUCGUGUCAUGCGGCGAGUAGCAGCUACUCGAAGUUUUUUGUGAACAGCCAGAAUCUGGAGAACGAGCUCCUCUAUGGCACCAGUGACAAGGCGGCCGAUUCGCUUGCCAUCGCGCACGACGCCCGGUUCGAAUCUUUGGACGUGACGCGUUCCGAGGCCUGCGCGCACCACUUCGAAAUGCGGUCGCGGGGGUGUUUGAUCUACCAGUGCUUUGCUGUCAAGACGCAGCUGUCACAGGAGGACAUGGACCUGUCGCUGAAGAGCAGUGACGAGCGCCUGCAGUUCGUAAACCAAGCCCGAGCGGCAGGGGAAACUCCCCGCAAGUCGACCUACACCAGUGUCCCCAGGAAGACGGACGCGGAGGUGGAGGCCCUUGCAGUGAUCAUUGUGGGAGCGCUCAGCAACUACAACCAGACUGCGUUCAGCGACUACAAGCAGACCCUCAACACCACCGCCACUCCGAACGUCGAAUCGGCAGCAGACUACACGAAUGGUGAUUUCGCUGGAGCAGCCGCAGCCUCGUCCAGGGACAGUGCCGCAGCCGACGACGUGGGUGGUGCCGACGAUGUGGGUGGUGCCGACGACGGGGGUGGUGCCGACUGAGAGCUUUCGCCAGAAAACCAACGACGUUGCUCUGUCUAAAUGUUGUAAAUUUAUCGAGGAGUGAAGAAGCGUUUUCUAAAUUUCACUACCAAGAGCAAGAUGAUGAAUAAACAGCAACACUUUAUUCUUGUUUCGUCAAGAAAAAUUGAAAUUCCGAUUCCGUUUCAGGAAUCUUCAACUCCUGCUACAGUUGCCUUGUAAUUUUUGCACAGUAUGGAACAAACUUUAAGUUCAAUGAAAAAUCUUACUUGUUUCUUUCGCUUCUUGAAAAGCAUGCACUGAUCAUUGCUACGGGCGUGCAGCACUAGCCUAAGUAAACCAGAACCGUGACCGCGGCCUAUCGAUAUUCGACCCGAUUGCCUUGUAAAGCUAAAAACAGAAUUGAAUUAUGAAUUUGUUUUGUAGACUAAUCCUAAUCAUGACAACAAAAUCACAAACCUGAGAUAUGUACGUGUUGAUUCGAUUGCGAUAUUCCGGUAUUAGACACGCCCCUGACUUACACCAAGCGUUUGCCAGGUAUGUUGUUCACAUACGGCUUUGAAUAUAUUAUUCUUCCACGAUUUGUUAUUGCGAUGAGGAAGUCGAGCGCGCAAUGGCCGC
This is a messenger RNA of Amoebophrya sp. A120, 2749 nucleotides long. The record is from the annotation of a GenBank genome assembly. Lineage: Eukaryota; Dinophyceae; Syndiniales; Amoebophryaceae.